This is a messenger RNA of Huiozyma naganishii CBS 8797, 2211 nucleotides long. It is a transcript of the gene PRT1, whose product is annotated as translation initiation factor eIF3 core subunit b. Gene Ontology annotation, molecular function: RNA binding; translation initiation factor binding; translation initiation factor activity. The record is from RefSeq and is a predicted model, not a curated record. The transcript has a single exon. Gene Ontology annotation, biological process: translational initiation. The coding region runs from base 1 to 2211 and encodes 736 amino acids. Gene Ontology annotation, cellular component: eukaryotic translation initiation factor 3 complex. Lineage: Eukaryota; Fungi; Ascomycota; Saccharomycetes; Saccharomycetales; Saccharomycetaceae.
AUGACCACUGCAGUAGAGGACAUUAGAAUUGAGGACAUCCCCGUUGAUGACAUCGACUUCUCUGAUUUGGAGCACGAGUACAAAGUCGACGCAGAGGUCAGUUUCGACCAGUACAUCGUCGUGACUGGUGCACCAGUGAUCCCAGAGGCUAAAGUGCCCCUGUUGAAGAAAGCGCUAGGCGGGUUGUUUGCUAAAGCUGGGAAAGUCGUGAACAUGGAGUUCCCGCUGGAUUCAGCCCAGAAGACGAAGGGGUUCCUCUUUGUUGAGUGUGCCACGGCACAGGACGCGAAGAAAAUCAUUAAGAGCUUCCAUGGGAAGAGACUUGAUUUGAAGCAUAGACUGUCCAUUUACACAUUGGCGGACGUCGAACGGUUCAACGACCCUGCGUUCCCCACCGAGUUCAAAGAACCUGAAUUCCCAGAUUUCGUCACUUCGGGGGAAUUAAAGUCCUGGUUGUUGGAUGAGAACGUCAGAGACCAGUACGUCAUGCAGGACGACAAGGAAACCACAGUCGUGUGGAACACGAAGAACGUCGACGACGAGGACGCCGUUGUCGAGUCCAGAGAGAACUGGUCCAAUAACUACGUCCGGUUUUCGCCAAAGGGGACGUACUUGUUCUCGUACCACGUCCCAGGUGUCUCCGUUUGGGGUGGUGCUCACUUCAACCUUUUGAAGCGGUUCUUCCAUCCAAACGUCAGAACCUCGUCUGUUUCCCCCUGCGAGAAGUACUUGGUCACUUUCUCUCCUGAACCCUUGGACUGUGCCUCGCACGCAAAGAUGUUACAGAACGGUGAGGAGUCGCCCUUCACGGUCAAGAACGACGGUCACCAACUGUGUAUCUGGGAUAUCGAGUCUGGCCUGCUGUGUGCCACUUUCCCAGUAGUCAAAUCCGAGUUCCUACACUGGCCGCUAGUCAGAUGGUCGUACAACGACAGGUACUGUGCAAGAAUGGUCGGCGACACUCUGGUCGUCCACGAUUCCGCUAAGAAAUUUGCCCCAAUGGACUCGAAGAACUUGAAGAUCGCAGGUGUUCGUGACUUCGCGUUUGCUCCAACGGGUGUCAAGUUGCAACCUUUCAGGAAGACGGACGAACCCAGCGUUGUUUUGGCAUACUGGACCCCAGAGACGAACAAUAUGUCCUGUAAGGCUGCUGUCGUGGAAGUCGGGCGUGGUCGCGUGCUUAAGACGGUUAACCUUGUGCAAGUCUCGAACGUGACGCUGCACUGGCAGAACCAAUCGGACUUCCUGUGUUUCAACGUCGAACGUCACACCAAGUCCAAAAAGACUUACUUCAGCAACUUGGAGAUCUGUAAGAUGAACGAGAGGGAUAUUCCCGUUGAGAAGAUCGAGUUGAAGAACCGUGUGGUCGAGUUCGGGUGGGAACCCCAGGGGAAACGGUUCGCGUUGAUCGCAGUUGACGAGACCGCGGACCUCGACAACGUGGCGAUCCCAAAGAACAUUAUCCACUUCUUCGCUCCAGAGAAGAAGAAGGACUCGGACACCGCUGGAGAGGGCGUCAAACGGUGGAAACUUGUGAAGGAAUUGCCCAAGCGGUUCUGUAACACGGUCUCGUGGUCCCCCGCGGGUCGGUUUGUCGUCAUUGCGACGCUAGUGAAGCCCAACUUGAAACGGUGCGAGCCUGAGUUUUUCGACCUGGAUUACGCUGGGGAGAAGAACAUCAACGACGACCAAGAUGUCACUGCGUCCUUGAAGGAUGUCGCGGAACCACCAUGUGGUAUGAUGACGGAUAUCUGCUGGGACCCAUCCGGUAGGUUCUUCGUGUGCUGGUCCUCUGCGAUGAAGCACAAGUUGGACAACGGGUACAAGAUGUUCAACGUCGCGGGCCAACUGUUGAAGGAGGAAGCUGUGUCCAACUUCAGGAACUUCAUGUGGAGACCCAGACCUGAGUCUCAACUGUCGAACGCUGAGCGCAAGAAGGUCCGCAAGAACUUGAAGGAGUGGUCCGCGCAGUUCGAGGAGCAAGAUGUCAUGGAGGCGGACUCCGCGACAAGGGACAUGAUCCUAAGACAGCGUGAGUUGCUUGCCGAGUGGACGCAGUACCGUGCCGAGAAGAGCGAGCAGUUGCAAGCCGAGUUUGGAUACUCAUGCUUCGACACAUACAAGCCCGCUGGGCCCGCCACAGAGUUUGUCUCCGUCGAAGAAAUUAAGGAAGAGAUCAUUGAGGAGACCAAAACGAAGGUUGAAGCAUGA